AUGAUGCCUUAUAAGGAUGGAAAGACAGAUUGCACCAUCAGGUGCUUUGGAUGCGGCAAUGUAUCUUGCCGAAGAGCAUCAAAAUCUUUGCUCGCAUCAAGCCUUAAAAUCCAGGUGUAUUCAACAAAUGCUCCUACAGAGAAUGUGAGGUGUAUCAGGGAUAGUUAUAUCGGAUAUUCGUGCAAGUGUGUUGUGGUUGAUACAGAGUGCAAAUGCUGUCGGAUGAUUCUGGGAUACCGUGUUUUACAACCAUGUGAGUUGUGCAUAAGUGCAAGAAACAGUAAGCACACAUGGAUAUUCGACACAAGCACUGUCAUCUCUACAGCAGUGAGAGAGUGUUCGGAUGCCUGCACGAGUGCAUCUUCAUUGUGCCAUGAGGAGGGAGAUAGCGAAGUAAAGAUAAGAUGA
Molecule: messenger RNA, 408 nt
Organism: Encephalitozoon hellem ATCC 50504
Lineage: Eukaryota; Fungi; Microsporidia; Unikaryonidae
Exons: 1
Coding region: 1-408 (135 amino acids)
Cellular component (GO): cytosol
Source: RefSeq, a predicted model, not a curated record